GUGGCCAGUUUGGGGGUGGGGAGGGGGGGUGAGAGGUCAGAGACGACCCCUCCCCCCUCACCCUCGUCGACUGUACCCCGCGUGCUGCUGAUGCCCACGCUGCGGGGCCAGGGGGUGACCCCCCUCUCACGACGUCUCCUGAACCUCCACGAAACCCCUCGCCCCGGCAUCUCGCGCCACCGGCCUCGGCCUCGGCCAUGCUCUGCCUCACGCGGCUUGGCCAGCAGAUGCGGUCGUGGGGCGCAGGCGCUGGGCCAGGCGGUGGCCGCGUGUUCGUGUGUCUGGGCUGCGCGGCCCUUCGCGUGGCUCCCGAGGCGACAUUGCUGAAGAGGGCUUCCUCCACACCAUCGCUCAAGCAUCUGUACCAGCGGGAGCUGCUUCAGGUUUUAAAGGCACGACAACACCAGCUACAAGGAAAAUAUGUGGUGGAGCAAAUAUCCACCCGCGAACCUGCGCAGAGUUUGCCUUCACAAUCACAAGCCGCAGUUGUGACUAAACAGAGUUGCUCCCGGGGCAAGCAGCGUGCUGACGAGGUCAAGGGUAACGACGAAGGCAGUGCCUCCAAACCCACCAAGGUGAAACCCAAUAAAGGUGAACCCAGCGCAAGCAAACAAAGUCGUCCCGCACAGCCAAAGACGGGCACAGUCAAGUCAAAGUCCACGAUAAAGUCCAUCAAAGUGAACUCUCGGCAGCAGCCUACCAAGGCGAGCGGGGACGGUGGCACUGAAUCGCUGUCCGACGCCACGUCUGCACGGAAAGCGCCCCUUCCUCACGCAGCCAUUGCAGCGUCUGCAGGAACGUUAGAGCGGCCGCGUAGGCAGUCUGCUCUCGAUCAAAAUGCUUCCAAGGUGGACGUGAAGCUCAAGGACGCAAAGGCGGUGGUUGGCGUAAAGGACAAGGCCGAGGGGGCGAAGCAAGUCCAGGAGAGGCAGCAGAAUGAUCCAGAUGAACUCCGUGACCGCCUUCUGUGCUAUCUUGAUGCCUGCCUCUUCUCCGGCGAGCUGAAGCGUGCGCAGAAAUACGUGUGGCACUACCACCAGGAUCCCAACUUGCGCUCGCUGUUGAGUGUGCAGAUCUACGACGUAAUGAUGGGCGCCUGGGCCAAAAAGAAAUUUCUAUUCAAGAUCGCCAAGCUCUUCUCCAUGGUUGGUGAGGCCGGCCUGAAGCCCAGCCUGGUGUCAUAUGCCGCUGCCCUGGAGUGCAUGGGGCGUGUGCCAAACAUUGCGCAGAGCGUCGUCGCGAGGUGCCUGGAAGAGAUGCAGCAGAACGGGCUGGAGCUGGACCAGCUGUUUGCGCACUGCAACUUUGUGGAGGACGAGCGCGAGGUGGUGCUUGCCGCCGUGCGCCGCGUAAGGCCCGACUACGCGCCGAUGGCGAUGCCGCCCAGAUCACUCGAUCAAUUCCCACUCUCCGCCCGCUUCUACGAUCUGGAUAAUUCGGGAAAUUACCCCAGGCUGAAGCAGACGACCGAAGAACUGAAGCAGGGCUUUCGGAGGCAGAUGGAUCUGGAGAAAGCUCACAUUGUCACCAUUCAAUCAGUGGAAGCCCUGAAACCAGUAACGCCAGAGAUGGAGAAAAAGCGGCAGGCCCUGACAGAGCUGCACAAGGAGUGGCGGGCAACCUUGCUGCAGGCCUUCGCGGAGGGCAAGAAGAAGCUGAUGUCCAGAAGGUUCGGCAGCAGCUUCAAGCUGGACUUGUACCCUUACACGUGCCUGCUCACGGACGAGGAGUACGUGAACGCCAUGCUGGAGAGUUUAUCCAGCCUGCCGCCCAAUGGCGAUUCAGUGAUGUCGCUCUCCAGAAAUCUGGGCAGAAAGGUUUUCAACAUGUACUGCAUACGCAAGAAGAUGCGAAACCACGUUGCGCAGCGGAUCUCCAAGGUGUACGACGCCUACUGUGAACUGCUGGCGAGUGACGGCAAGGUGAGCGGCUUCUUGCCACGCCAGUUCUGGGAGCGCGUCGAAGCGGAGGUGGCCGACGGGUACCGCCUGUCAGGCGAGACCGUGGAGUGGACGCUGCCGGUGACCGUGACGCUGGGCUCGUACCUGCUCGACAUCAUGGUGCGCGAGCUCAAGGUGUACUCCGGCACCGGCUCCACCGACUUGGUCAGGGGCACCAAACCCAUCCCGGCGCUCUACCACGUGUACGCCUUCCGCAGCGUGCGCCAGAUCGGCUUCGUUAAGCCUCACCCCCUGGUGACCCAGCUGCAGUCGAGGGCGGUCGAGACGGAGCUUCAUUUCGACGUGCAGGCCUUGCCGACCUCCUGCCCACCCCUGCCGUGGACCUCGCCCCGAUUCGGCGGCUACGUCCUGAUACCCACUACCCUCAUGCGCAGCGUGGACAUGGCCACGCAGCACCAGAACCUGCUGGACCUGUGCCAGGUUCAGGAGGCGCGGCGCUUGCAUGCCGCCAUGGACGUGCUGAACCAACUGGGGACGUGCUCCUGGAUCAUUAACGAGCCGCUUCUCGACAUCGUCAUCGGCAUCUUCAACGACCGCGGCUGCGACAAGCUCGACAUCCCACCGCCUCUCUCCGAGGCUCCCAAAGUGCCCAGGUACGACCCAACGGGUCAGAACGGCAUCGCCGACCGGCUCGCUUUCCGGCGCGCGUUGACGCACGCGCGCAAGACGACAAGCGAGAUGCACAGCCUCCGCAUGAGCGCGCUCUACAAGCUGUCCAUCGCCAACGCGAUGCGCGGCCGCGUCUUCUGGUUCCCGCACAACAUGGACUUCCGCGGGCGCACCUACCCAUGCCCGCCGCACUUCAACCACCUGGGCAGCGACAUGUCACGUGCCCUUCUGCUGUUCGCCGAGGGGCGGCCGCUGGGCGAACGCGGCCUCGAUUGGAUCAAGAUCCACCUGGUGAACUUGACGGGUACCAAAAAGAAGUCCUCCCUGCUGGAACGCCGCAUGUUCGCUGACGAGAAGAUGGACGACAUCCUGGACUCGGCCGACCGACCCCUCACGGGCCGCCAGUGGUGGAUGGAGGCAGACGAGCCGUGGCAGGUGCUGGCCUGCUGCAUGGAGAUUGCCAGAGCUGUCCGCUCCCCGGAUCCCAAGGAGUACAUCUCACACUUUCCUACCCACCAGGACGGGUCUUGCAAUGGGCUGCAGCACUACGCCGCCCUGGGACGCGAUACGAUUGGCGCCGCAUCCGUCAACUUGAAGCCGCUGGACAUGCCCCAGGACGUGUAUGCGAGCGUCGCGCAGCAGGUUGAUGUGUUCCGUGCUGAGGACGCCAAGAACGACGUGAAGAUCGCCCAGGUGCUCGGGGGCUUCAUCGGCCGCAAGUUGGUCAAGCAGACGGUGAUGACGGUGGUGUACGGCGUGACGCGUUACGGAGGACGACAGCAGAUCGAGAAGCGCCUCAGCGAGAUGGACGACUUCCCCAAGGAGUACGUGUGGGACGCCUCUGCCUAUCUGACCAAACUGGUUUUCUCCAGCCUCCGGGAGAUGUUCACGGGAACACGUGAGAUCCAGAACUGGCUGACCGAGAGCGCGAGGAUGAUCGCCCGUGCGGGCCAGUCGGUCGAGUGGGUGACGCCGCUGGGCCUGCCCAUCAUACAGCCCUACCACCGAACCCAACGAUCCGUGUUGAACGGCCACAUGCAGAUGAUAGGACUAUGCAAUUCUACAGACGUAAACCAAAAACCGAACAUCAUGAAACAGAAAAAUGCGUUCCCGCCAAACUUCAUCCACUCGCUGGACUCCACACACAUGAUGCUGACGGCUCUUUACUGCUACAGGGAGGGCUUAUCUUUUGCCUCUGUCCACGACUGCUUCUGGACACACGCUGCCACAGUGGAUAUCAUGAACAGGGUGUGCCGUGAGCAAUUUGUGGCGCUGCACAGUCAACCCAUCCUGGAGGAUCUGUCCUCUUUCCUCAUCAGCAAGUACAGCGUUUUUGCCCCGGCGAGCCGGAGAAAAAAGGCAUCUGCAGAGUUCAAACAUCUGAUGGAUUUUCUGACGCUGAUCCCUCCAAAGGGCGAGUUCAACCUGGAGGAAGUGCGAGACUCGACGUAUUUUUUCAGCUGAAGCGGCCCCCGAGGACUUCUAGAGGACAAAACGAAUCCACCCACCCCCCUCCUCUCCACGGCUGGACCCUGGUGUGAGCUGGCUCGUGAUCUCACCUGGCACGGCGUAGUCCUUGACGAACGCCAUCAUAACCAGGAUGGUGGGGGGGGGGAGGCUGCCGUUUCGGCAGAUGGAUUUCACAUCAAGCGGCUGUGCCUUUUAAUCGUAAUAUUUAAACGACUUUUUUUGCUGUAUUUUUUUUUUAUUGUGGGACAACAGAAGACGUCCGAAGAUGAUGUUUCAUGUCCGAGCUCUUAAGCCUUUUUUUUUGUCUGGCUGAUGCUUUUGUGCAAUGCAGAUGCUCAAUUAUAAAUGCCGGGGCCAUUCAUUUUGCAUCCUGGCUUAUUCAUCACUCGGCUCAUUUAGCCUGUGAUUGAUAUCAGGUGUGAGCCGUUCUGUCUGCGCAGACAGACGAGAAGGCUUCACUCAACGCAGGUAAACACGGUCGUCGGUGACCAAUUCACGUCUCCUGCAGGUUUUGGUGAAAUCAAUAAAUAUUUGGCUCAAGCAACUUCUUGCUCUUCGUAGUUUAUUGGGGGGUGAAGUAUUUAUUUUUGUCUUCCUGAAUUCAUCAUCGUAUACAUUUUCUAAAUACAUUGUCAAACAAACGAAAAAAAACCGUGAAAUAUUAAAUUUUUCCUGCCUAAGUGGAAAUCAAUGCUUUGGCCAAGAGACCUUUUCAGAUCAAUGAAUCAUCACGACAAUGUUGCAUCAAGGUCAUCAUGGAGUGGCUUCACACACAUUGGUGGUCAUUGGCAGACCAAAGCCGGAUGUUGAUUGACACGUGUCCUGAAGCUUCACUGAGGCAAUGUUAUUAAAAACAUUCAGACUUACAAAUGGUCCACCUGUAAGUAGUUACAAAAAAGCAAUUGUCAUAUUUCUGCGAAGCCAAUAAAUGGACAUUAAAGUCUUUUUGGUUUUAUUAAUUGACUUUCUGAAGCUGCAAUAAUUUGCUGCAUAUUCAAAUGUGCAUUUGCGUGUGUAUAUAAUUUAUCCUCAUGUUCUCUCUUUUACAAUAUGUAAAUACAUGACUAUGUUUUAUAUUGAAUUGUACAUAAUACUGUACCAUUGUUUUUAUACAAUGCAUUGUCUUGGUAACAAUCGAAAAGAUAUUACUUUAUAAACGCAUUACCAGUUUACUUGCAUUUGCCAUGGAAGGUGACCUUGUUUGGUGUGUCGCGGUGGAAGUCUGCUGUCAGAGACGAAUUGUAACAAGUGAGAUAGUUGUAGCAAAUUUUCUGUAAUUACGUGAUGCCUGCCAAGGAAGCCGAUCCUAAUCCCGGCAUGCAUUGCCACGAUGCCACAGGAAGCCUUCACUGCUUCAAGUUGGAGACCACACGAACUGUUUUGUGCGCUGCUUGUCAAGAGAAUCGUCUAUGCACUGAAUAAAGUACCAACAUUGUUUUGUACAAAUGUUUGAUUUGAGCACUGUGUGUGAUAUAGUCCCACUUUGCACCAUUAAAUUAACUCUACGAUUGGA
Messenger RNA from Petromyzon marinus (sea lamprey), 5553 nucleotides. The record is from RefSeq and is a predicted model, not a curated record. NCBI's taxonomy places the organism in Eukaryota, Metazoa, Chordata, Hyperoartia, Petromyzontiformes, Petromyzontidae.